AUGCAUCUAAACGAAGGCGCGCCCGCGCCUAAACCCGCCGAAUCCGCUCUCCUCAACCGUCGUCGCCGUCGCAAAUCUCUCCCUGGCCGCACAAAGGGCUCCAAUGCCGAUCCAACCUCGCCAGAAGUGAUCUCGUCGCUGAUAUCCUCACUGUCAACCAUCUCCGUACCGCUCAACUCGCAUUUCGACAACGUGCCGCGCAUUGACUCCAAGGACUCCAAAGACUCUGAUCCUGGCUUGCCCGAAGUGCCUCACACUGCGCCGAAUCCCCCCCACGACAACAACCCGUUCUUGCACCCGGAUGAUGCUGCUUCAGCCCCUGUCAUCCGCAUGGCCAGAGCGCCGCCCUCGCCCAAAUCUCCCAAAUCACCGCGCUCGCCGAGAUUUAAACCUUUCAAACGGGACGACUCUGUCAAUCGUCCGGCCUCACGAGACUCCUAUACCUCCGUCAGAACAACACACGAAGACACUGCCUUUGGCACCAUCAGCACCGAACCAGGCCCCCGCCUGUCCACGGCCGUUAGCAUUGCAUCGAACAGCUCCGCGGGGCGUAAAAGUUUAAAGGGGUCGUUAGGUCAGUUUGGACUGUUGAAGAAGGCCUCGCGGGAAUUCGGGAGCGAUAAGGACUCAUCGAGCGACCGCUUGCGCAAGACGAAUAGUCUGAACGAUACCCUGCGCCACAACAUUCCUCGGAGCAGAGCUAGUUUGAGAUCCAUGCAUUCCAUGGCGGAUGUGGCCGAGGAGGCGGGCUUGAACGGGCUCAAGGAAGAGCCGAGUGAUGGCAUGGCAGCAAGCACUCCUCCUCGGGAGCUACAGUCGAUUCCAAGCACCCCUGAUAAUCACAACCCCGGUGGUAUUGGGAGUGGUCGGAUUAUCCCCACACGCGAUUCUUCUCUGCGACAUCGACACAGCCAAUCCUCAGGCUCGAAGCAGCGGAGGUCCGCCCGCCACAGUCGAUAUCCAUCUAAUGCCAGCAAAGAAUCAUCCAGUGCGGAAAAUGGGCUACCGGGCUCAAGCAAUGACGCGGAGCAGGUGACGAGGAGGAUACAGCAGCUGAAGGAUCAGCAACAGAGGAUCAAGACCGAGCUCGAGUCCGACGACACUCCUGGCAAAUCUGUACAGGCAGCGACGGCAACACCCACACCCACAAAGCCAGUCGAGGUCUCUCGCAGCACUAGCCACCUCGAUCAGGGACCUGCAGUUGCAGUUCAAAAUGGAGUCAAAGCCGACCGACCAGUGAAUGACAGCGCGCCAUCUCCCUCGAUUAUGACAGGGAAGAACCGCACAGGUCGAACUGGGGCCCCACUGGCGUCAAAACCCACCAAUUUCUCUCCACAAAUGUCCAAGAUUCCAUCCGAAAAGUCCGAGCACGAGAAUCGAUAUAGGCGAUCACUGGAACCCGUCACCCCCACCAAAGGCCAUCGCCGCACGCCGUCGGGUCCGACGUCCACCCAUCGCCCUUCCUUCAAUAACGAGCGGCCUUCCAGUGCCGACUCGAUUGAUCUGGCCGUUGACGAUUAUAUCUUUUCUCCGAAGUUGACGCAACGAGUGCCUCACCCGACUACUGGCCGUUCCAUCGCGUUCUCUGAGGUUGGCAACCCCAAAGGUCACGUUGUGUUAUGUUGUCUUGGAAUGGGUCUCACCCGGUACCUAAUGGCCUUUUACGACGAGUUGGCCCGGACUUUGAACCUGCGUCUAGUUACUCUCGAUCGCCCGGGCGUUGGUGAAAGUGAACCACAUCGAGUUGAUGAGCCAAGUACUCCCCUCAGCUGGCCUGAUGAUGUUGCUAUUGUGUGUAAUUAUCUCCGAGUAACCAAAUUCUCCAUCCUCGCCCACUCAGCCGGUGCAAUCUAUGCCCUUGCCACAGCCCUUCGAAUCCCUCAACAUAUCCGCGGCCGCAUCCACCUUCUAGCGCCAUGGAUUCCUCCGUCCCAAUUAUCUACCAUCGGAUCUCAGAAGGAACCCGCUCCCACCAAUGCAGUUCCUUACUCCCAACGAAUCCUCCGGGCCCUCCCAACCUCCCUCCUGAAAGUUGCCAACACAAGCUUCAUGAGUGCGACUAGUGCCAGCAUCACGACAAGUCUGCCCAAAUCACCCAAGCGAGCAAAGCGCAAGGCGGCGAAAGAAGCCAAAGAAGCCAAAGAGGCAGCGGCAAAUGCAGAAAUCCCACCCAGGAUCCCGCACCACUUGGGGGGAGCAGGAGCAGGAGCUAUGAGGUCAUACUCAACACCCGCCCACCACGCUUCGUCCAGAAAGAGCGACGCCACGCUUGGCUCGCGUGCGAAAUCUCCGGAAGAGGAGCUUGAACGCCAACAGGACUACGAUACUCGACUUACACACCGGAUCUGGGAACUCGCUACUACCAAUGCGAACCCGGCUGUUGAUUUGUUGAUUUGCCUGGAACGUCGUCAGACGAUUGGGUUCCGGUACGUGGAUAUCACUCGGUCCGUUGUGAUUCAACACGGUAGUAAGGAUACCCGCGUGCCUGUGGAUAAUGUCCAAUGGCUGGGCAAGACUAUGCGUCGGUGUGAGGUGCGCAUUCUUGAAGGCGAGGGACAUGGCUUGAUGGCUUCUGCUUCGGUGAUGGGUAGUGUCUUGACUGAGAUUGCUAAGGAGUGGGAGGAUUGGACGACUAUUGUUCAGGGCCGGCGCAGAGCGACUGCGAGUCAUGCUGCGCGACCGGGUCUUUCUAUCCAGACCUGA
Messenger RNA from Penicillium waksmanii, 2703 nucleotides. RefSeq names its product alpha/beta fold hydrolase. The coding region runs from base 1 to 2703 and encodes 900 amino acids. NCBI's taxonomy places the organism in Eukaryota, Fungi, Ascomycota, Eurotiomycetes, Eurotiales, Aspergillaceae. The transcript has 4 exons. The record is from RefSeq and is a predicted model, not a curated record.